UCUCAAGAGCUAGUGAUGAUUCUGCUUCAUUGAAGCUGCGCAUGCGCGUUCCCGCGCUGCAAGGGACUAUGGCUGUGUCCACGAGGACAAUGCUGCUGUCCGAAUUUAUUGGCACGUAUAUUUUGGUCUUAACCUUCGGCUGCAAUGUCCUCAGUCUUCAGUACGACUUCGCCGGGGUUGCCAUUGCUUUCACCCUCAUGGUGCUCCUCUAUUCCCUUGGAGGGGUGUCCGGCGCCUUGUUCAAUCCAGCGGCGACCUUCGCGCUGGGCCUCUGCCGGGCCAUGGGCGGCCCUGGCCUUGACUGGAGGACAGUUGCCAGCUACACCGUCGUGCAGUUCUUGGCUGGACUACUGGGUGCUGUUAGCUACACUUUGCUUUACGGCAAGUCCUUCAACUUGGAGCCAGCAGAAGGUUUUGGCUGGCUGAAUGCCGGGCUUUGCGAGAUGUUGUACACCUUCAUGCUGUGCUUCGUCACAUUGAAUGUUGUGGUCGCGCGGAAGAACCUACAAGAGAAGAACCAGUACUAUGGCCUAGCCAUCGGCCUGGUCCCGGCCGCUGGGCUCUACGGCGCCGGCGCCGUGUCAGGGGGAUGCUUCAAUCCGGCCCUUGCCUUGGGCAUCGACGCUUCUUCUAUGGGUGCUGGCUUCGGAUGGUCCGCGGUGUUUGUCCUCUUCGAGCUGCUGGGCGCGGCAGCGGCGUGCUUCGCCUUCGCCAAAGUCCGCCCCGAGGACUUCCGGAGCUCAGCGCCGGGCUCCGCUUUCGUGGCCGAGCUGCUAGGGACCUGGCUGCUGGUGGCGACCGCGGGGCUGAACGUCUUGGCUGAGAGCUCCGCCGCUGCCUUCAGCGUGGCGGCGGCCCUCACGUCUUUGGUUUACGCCCUCGCGGAUGUCUCUGGAGCACACUUCAACCCAGCGGUCACGCUGGCGAUUUUCGUGUCUGGCCGCGCUGACCUCACAACCAAGCAGGCCGCGCAGCACGUGCUUGCGCAGAUGCUAGGUGCUGCUCUGGGCUGUGUGACCUACUCGCUCGUCUACGUGGGUGGAAGCUUUGCAGUGGGCCCCAUUGGAAAGAGCACCUGGCCACAGGUGGUGAUCGGCGAGCUGCUUUUCACCUUCCUCUUGGCCUACACUGUGCUGUGCGUUGUUUUCGCCAGCCGGACCAAGACUUCGCACAUGUUCGGCCUGGCAAUUGGGUCUUGCGUCACGGCUGGAGGCUUUGCCCUAAGUGGCGUCUCGGGUGGCUCGCUGAACCCGGCACUCUCCUUGGCCACUGCGUUGCCAUGGGGCAAAGGCCUAGGGGCCGCUGCUGUGUACUGCAUCGCAGAGCUACUGGGUGGCCUGGUGGCGGUGGGCGCGUUCCAGGUCACACAUCAGGUGGAGUAUGGGCCUGUCUUGGGGAAGUUUACAGCGAGCAGUUGAGAGCGUUGCUGCGGUCUCGCGGGCAGCCUGCGUCGCA
Molecule: messenger RNA, 1455 nt
Organism: Effrenium voratum
Lineage: Eukaryota; Dinophyceae; Suessiales; Symbiodiniaceae
Source: the annotation of a GenBank genome assembly